ACGGGCAGCAGGCACACUAGUUUUUAAUGUAUUUGUUCAGUUUCAUAUAACGUACACUAUCUAAGCUUAUCUGAAGUUAUCAAUAAACGGGGGCUGUUUCUCACUUGAUGGGCUAACUAGGUACAGCUAAUCCGGUGCAGCAACCAGUGCCCCAUUUACCAGUGGAAAGUUGUGUUUUAUUGAUUGAUUGAUGUAGGGAAUAGGGAAAACCAGGAGGUUUUUUUUAGUUGCAUCAAUGUUGCAGUUCAAAACGCAGCGAAAUUUUGGUUACGUUGAUAAUUGCCUUGCUUAAUUCGCCUAUUCGUUAAUAACAAGUUUUUUUGUCACGUCAUCAUUUCUCUUAACUAUGUAGUUUCUAUUCGUCAUGGACGUCUGAGAAAGACUGAAAAAUAAAGAGCUGUAUAUCAAUGAGACGUCUGGCGACAAGAAUUAUAUCUAAUCACUUAAAAAAAGAUCGCCUGGUGACAUUCCCCGGUGACAUUCUAAGUCACUGUAAGUCUUUUGGUUGGCGUAGAUUCCAGAAUCCCAGGUCUAAGGAAGCUUAUAACCAUAAUGAUAAUCAAAUUAGCAAUACAUAUCCUCAUUGGUAACUUGAGAAAGUCAAAUAAUGGAUGAUAUCUGAGAAGUUGCCCUAAAAUUAAUCUUGAUGACAUGAAGACGGGACGAUGAAACAGGGAUAAAACACUAAAUCACGAACAUCAAAUACGACAAUUAUUUCCUUAAUCGACUUAUGAGACUUUUGUUUACGUAGAAAAUCGAUAUGACAAUCACGGAGGCCAUAAAAAUUCUCAGGUCACUGGGUCAAGCGUGAUUGUGGCGUCAAAUGAGAUAUAUAUUCCCUAUAUAGGUUACUGAUGAUCUUUAAAUAGCAAGCUUACAAACAGCGCCACACACAUUUGUUGUUUAUAAAAACCUGUUUUACUUCGCCCGAUGAAAAUUGAAAACGACCUCUUCAAACGUCUAUCAUCUCUAACGUGAUGGAGUUGAUUGGUUUAUGAGCUCGAUCGUUGUUUGGACGCUUUUAAGAAUGCAGCCCACAUGCACAGUGAAACAUUGGCGAUAAAAUGCGCGCCCAGAUAAGAGGAUCUUCUUGUGAUAACAGCUCAGCAAAGACGAAAUCUAAGACAUGAGCCGCGUUUUCUUACUUACGCAUUACACGCCCCUGGCAGCAGAGAUGUCAGCCGCUCGCAGCGUCGAAGAAAGCACCGCCGCUGCGGACGAGGACAACCAGGGUGAAAUUUACGAGGUCGAAGUGUUUAAAUCGCAAAUCGUGAGCGUGGCGUCAUGUGGCUUCAAAGAGGAAAAAGGAACUGUGGAGAAUAUUCGUUACAAAAGCUGUGGAGAUCCUGCAGGGGAUGUACAAGCGAAUGGUGCGCCGAACUCGAGUCGCGAGGAAAAUGAAGGGGAAAAGGUCUUAGUUUCCACCGGCAGCACAGAGCAUAAAACCAGGCGAUUCAAACGAAUUUCACUGCCACAGUGGCUUCUUAAGCCAAGCAGAAAAGCUUCUCAUAAUUCAUCUCGUGUACGAAGAAUAAGCGGUGCUGGAAAACAUAGAAUUCUGCGUAUUAAUUCAGCACCCAAAACUCUAGGAAGCGGAAAUAACUUCGCCCAUCACAGCAAUGAUGAUAAAUUUCACAUUUUCCACAAGACCUCUUCGAAAGAGAGAGUGCAGCACGGCGGCCAGGCAGAUUUAAAACCGGCCAAAGAAUCAAGAAAAAUAAGAAGAAUUUCGUUACCAGCCCAUGUUUUGGAAGUGGGGUCAAUAGAGACACCAAUGUCUCGCACACCCGAGCUACCCAGACGGAAAAUCUUUGAUGAAUUAGGUGAAAAAUUUAUUCAGUCUUUGAGCAUCAAUGAGCCACAGUUUACAAAUAAAUCAAUUCCAAAACAAGGGGGAUCUAGCGACGAAAGCCCAACUGAAAAUGGUUCUUCGGUGACCGCGCUUGAUCAAGAGGGGAAGCUGUCGCCCACGCGUGGAAUGCGCGAGACCUCCGUACAGGUUAAGAAUGCGCGGAAAGAAAGCUCCGGAUCGCCGACUUCUAAACUGGCGCGCCCCGUGCUUAAAUUGCACAAGUUUCACAACCCGGACAUAUUUUACGUUCCUCUGCCGGAGGAUGAUUCGCAGAGUUUGAAUGCAUUACCCCACAAAGUAUGCCGCGCUAGACUGAUUGAACCAAACAGCGAGAACUACAUGAUUCAAGAGUGCGUCAGAGAGGAACUUCAUGCAUUUUUACACGAUAAACAAUUCUGCAGUCGAUCUUGCCAACGAUGGUGCUUGGAUCUGAGCCAAAAUAUUAAAACCUGCGUGCAUAGGAUGAAGGACUGCGAGAGCAAGAUCGCCUGUGUGGUAUAUAUCGGUGCGUUGCGUGGCCAUGGUGUUCACGCGGCGGCCCAAUGCAUAUGGACGCCAAAUGACGAUAAUUUUAUUACAGUCAAUUAUAAAAAUCGUUCCAUGAUGGCUGUAGCAUCGGUUUUAGCGAUUAAAUAUGUCUGAUUAUCUCUUUCAGCAACCCACAGUCGCUGACACCGACUGAGGUGUGCCGUAAUCUAGACAAAACUUCAGAGGUAGCAAGCUGCUUGAAACGGCUGAAAAAAGCGGAAUAUAACGUUGGUCAAGUCCAUUUUGCUGACCUUUACAGAUCUAAUGAUCACUACCAAAUACCUAAAAGUUCACUUUAAUGGAACUGCAAGAUAUUUAGAAUGGAGCUAAGGUCAUAUUUUUCAAGGCUAACGCUCUAAAUAGUCUAGUAAAGCGAUGUUGUUUACAAUAAUUAUUUGAGCUCAAUUUCAGAACCUUUUCAUAAUCAAAAUAAAUUAAACAGUUUUCAUUUCCACUUAAAAUUGUUUUCAGUACCGUAAUUGUAGAAGAUCAAUUUUCGGGGCUAAAUAGCGGCCUUGCAGUUUAAUUGAAGUAUUAUUUCCAGUGAUCAAUGUCAUAUGGUAUUAAUUUUGAAACAAAAAUACAAAUGAAAUUCCGUACUGACACAUAAGAACCUUCAGAAAGAAACAAAUUUAUCCCGUUUGAGUGGCGACAAAAGUCCGUUGUGUUUCGUGAACAAAUUACGAAAAUAGCAAUCUACCCGAAACAACUGCGCACGGAAGGUAACGAAACUCACACGGGCAUACGACAAAACAGUCCUACUGAUAGGAUGUGUUCCAAAGAAAAGAAAAAACUUUUUGUGCUCGUCAUUUUUAGGACUCCUUUUUUUCAAAGACCGAAAAAGUUAUAGAUCGGUAAGAAACGUACCAAAAACUUUAGUUACCCUUAAGGAGAGCUCCCCCACCCCCCCCGCCUUGCCCAGAAAGAGGUCUGGGACGCUACCUUGCGAACUUUACAGUAAGUAAUUGGCACUAUUCAUGAAGCGGAUCAGUCAAGGUUCUCUCUGCCAUUUUCGAAGAGGGACAUAACAGGAACUAAACUUAUUUCUUGGGAAUUCGAUAUUAAGUGAUUUCCGUAAGAAUCAAAAUACAGUUGAACCCUCUAUCUCGAACUCUUCAGGGAAACGAAAAAUAAUUGGAGAUGAGCUGAUGGUAAGUGACGGAGAAACUAUAUCAAAGGCAAGAUGAUUUCUGUUGGAGAAAGUGGGAAGUGGAGAGUUCGAGAUUAACCGAGAUAGCGAGCUUGUACUGUUUGGUGUCAAUCUCUACUAGUUAGUGUCCGAAAGGAAACAGGCUUUCUAUAGUUCUAAUUUUUCUCCUAGGCACUGUAGGGUCUAUUUCAUUGCUUUGUGUUUUAAUAGGUAAAAA
Molecule: messenger RNA, 3747 nt
Organism: Orbicella faveolata
Lineage: Eukaryota; Metazoa; Cnidaria; Anthozoa; Scleractinia; Merulinidae
Biological process (GO): microtubule-based movement
Cellular component (GO): cytoplasmic dynein complex; cytoplasm
Molecular function (GO): dynein intermediate chain binding
Source: RefSeq, a predicted model, not a curated record